UGGCGACCGGCUCGCAGCGUGACUGACGUUACGAAAAACGGUCCUAGUUGCUUCACAGGCAAUCAAAAAAAAAUGGCUUCCAGCAGCCUAAGGGGACAUUGGAACAGACAAUCAAGAACUUGAUCAAACAGGUUCCACAGUUACCAGAAGGAUCCUUUCCUUUUGGAUGACUGUUAAACUUGAGUUUUAGUGGCUUGUGGUAUGGCCAAAGCAACUUCCAUUCCAUCUUCCAGUUUUGGCUUUGAAUACUGGUUGAAUAAGGCUGUUGAGUGGGGACAGGCCACUACUUCUGAAUCCCAGCAAGAUGUCUGCCUGCACCUGCCUAAAUUACAGGAGUUCCUGAAGCAGAUUUAUGGAGCCAUACAGCAUAUGAACACUACUGAAGCAUUAAAAUUCUUUCCAAUGAUCGGUCAGUUUCUGGGCAGACUUUGUUGGAACCCAUUUGUUUUGGCACAUGAUGAGAGCCAGCAGAACCUGUUGGAGUGCUUGUGGUGUCUAUACAGUGCAGAACCUGAGAAUCCUGUGGAACAAAAGGCUAAUGACUGGAUUUGGAGCUCGCUGCAGAGUAUGAUCAGCGUAAAUCAAGAAGUUAGAAGUUUUCUACAGAGCUUCCAUUACCCAGAGGAGGAUUACCACCUUAAAUUAUUGAAAAAUGUGGUCUCUUCUCUAGUGAAGCAACUUCAAGACUAUCAGAGUGACAGAAGUUCCACGUUAAGGUUACCACCAGAACGAUGGAGGAAUUUUUCUAUUCUCUGUUUACCUGUUCUCACUUUACCUGAGGUUGUUCCAUUGGUGGAAGCUCUUCUGACUUGUGACGAUGGUUUGGAUGAAACUCUCAGCACAGAGUUCCUAGAAUCUGUCAGCAAUAGCCUUCUACAGAAAAAGAUCUUCCUGUCAGAGUCUGCAGUUAUGAACUUAUGGCUGCGUUACCUCCCUAGUCUGGAACAGGCUAUUCUGCAUCUUACCGAAUCUUUGAUAUCUCAUCCAUGUGGUUCUUUAGUGGAAGUUGAAGCUAUUAUAACAGACUCGUUACUGCCUAAAGCAUCAGCCUAUCAUCCUUCGUUAUUUAGGGUUAUUGAUAAUUUUUUCAGGACCAUUCUACUGGAGACUGAUGGGCAUCCAAAAAUUAUAACCAUUAUACAAGCAUUUACUCGAUGUUUUGUGCAAGUUCUGCUGCAGGUGCAGACUCAGAUGCCGCUGAAACUCUACUUUCCACAUAAUCAGCAGUCCCUUGUGGUGGCACUAUUGACAAGUCCAUCAGAUAUCCCAUCAGCAGCCUGGUGCCAGCACCUGACCACUAUUGUUCCAAUGCUGAAGAGGAUUGUACAGGAUGUAAAAGUCAAAGGAACCACUACUAAUCUCUUUGAAAACUGGUUUUUGCUGGUUCACUUUGGAGACUGGUUGAAUGUUGCCUUACAGCAGUUGAUGACAGCAGAUGAGCUUUCCGAGGUUCUCCUUUGGCUUUUGAUGUUCUACAAUAAGCCACUUAUGGAAGACCAACAAGAGAAACAAUUACUGGAGCAGGUGAAAUUUGUGUACAAUCAACUGAAAGUUCUCAGCAACACAGCACCCUUGAAUGCGGAAGAUUUGCAAACUGCUUUAGUCACCAACGUUGUCCCCAUAAAAGAGGGUCACCAGAAAGAUCUGAUCAAUCAGCUUCUUGUGAGCUUUUUAUUGUUUACAGAAGGUGGAAAGGGAAUAGCAAAGGAGUCUGUCCAACUUUUCACCUUAGGUGGAGACUGCUUGGAUGGAGUUUCUCAACUGCUGGUUAGCACGGCCCAUAGAUUACAGAACACUAAAUACAGAGGAUCAGAAGAUAGAAUGGUGCAGAUCACUGUUGAACUCCUGCAACAUCAGCUUCUGAAAGCUAAAGUAACAGUGCAAUGAAAUUAUAUCCUGUGCAAAAAAACUGUAUGAUUCUAUAGACUUCACUAUUUUUUUUGCAGAUGUUUGAACGUUUGUACUAAUACACCAGCUUGUAUUAAAUUCUGCAGGAUAUUGUCUGCAAAUAUUCAAAUAAAACUCAAACCUGGCUAUAAAUAAUCUUGAUAGGUGUAAUUCUGAACCUGGUAACAAAAUUGAUCUAAGGUAUAUUAUAGCCAAAUCGAUGUUGGAUGCUCACAAACAGGUUAAAAAAGAUCUAUUGAAACUCUGUGCUGCUUUAAGAGGAGAUAUCUGCUUUCACAUUCCUACUGUCUGACACAGCUUAACUGAAGAUAUUUAUAUUGGCCCACUUACAUUUUACCUUAUACAUUGACAAGGGGGCUGUGUACUAACAUUUUUCAUUCCAGUAUAAGCCAGGCUGUCUUCAUUUUGCCAGAAACAUGAAUGGUUGGAAAUGAACAAUUUCCUGAACUGUGACCGGAACAUUGAACUUUGACACAGAGUGUACAUUUUACCACCGAAAACUACCACACUCACUGCAAUGAAUGACAACAAUACUACAGGCAACCCCCAUAUUAUGGAGGGGUUAUGUUGCUAGAAACAGUCUGUAAAUGCAAACCCUCUUUUCCCAUUGAAUACCAUGUUCUGGCAGUAAGAUUUGGCUAUUAUGUUAACGCAUCAAUUGGGUUGACAGUCACAGCUGAAGCUCUCCUUUGCCACACCGUCACAGAGUGCAGUGCUGGUGUGCUCUUCAUCUGCAGGGCAUUUUCUCUGACAGCUGUAACUGCCAAGCCAAUCGACACGGUGAUGUCAUAUCCAAAUCUUAUUGCCCCACAAAUUUGUCGUUCCUUUUGCAUUUUGUGUUUACUUAUUUCCCCCCCCCCCCCCCACAAAUUCCAUUAGAGCGACUUUUAUUCCGUAUCUGGGAUUUUUUGGUAGUGAUUUGUGAAUUCUGCUGGGGCAAAUUUCUGUAACUCCGGGGUCACCUGUAUUCCUAUAAAAACUGCAGAUAAAGAAAACUAAAUAGGUCAGCAGCUUCUAUUUACCUAGUGUUACCUAGAUGUAAAGAUGAACAUUAAAAAGUUAAUAGAGAACAGGUAGCAAUAUAAAAAUGUCAAACUUACCCAUGAAUUACUUUAUAGUCAUCUGCACAGAAGAGGGCAUCAGACCAGACAUUCCAGGAAAUUUAACAAUGAGCCAAGGGUUGGAGCUCACCAAGGUUAUCAUCAUCAAGAAAACAUUGGAAAAAAAAAUUAAUGGCACUAAAGAUGGAGAAAUUCCACGACCUGAAUACUAACCUAAGCAGAAACAAUGGGAAUUGGCAAAAAAUUGCAGGCACUUUAGAGAAGAGUGGUACAGCAUAGCAGAAACACAUUCAUUGCAGUCCAUCAGCUCUUUCUUUGAAGUGCAACUCACUCUCUCAAGCCUGCUCUUCCCAAAUAUUCCAAAAAUUUGAUCUCAUUGGAGAGCUUAGAUUUGUUAAGGGUAUAUUUCAAGCUGAAUAAGCUGAUUUUCUUUCUAAAUUCAAGGAAAUAAUGAAAAGUUGUAGAUAGCAAAUUGCUUAUGGAUAUGAUCGAUGUGCAUUUUCUAAAACCCCUUUUGAAAGUUCCACAGAAGAGCUUAGUUAAAAUUAAAGCAAUUUAUUGACCUGAAUCGAAGUCAGGUUAGCAAUAGGGAGCAUGGAUUUGAGAUUACCUUAAAAUGAGCCAGGUCAUUCAGAGGAGAAAUUAAGAAAAACCACACAAGGGCUGGUAGAGAUGCAGAAUUCUCUCUCAUGACAGGCAGCAGAUCCCAUCUUAAAUCAAUAUAUUUUUAAAGGAUAACAGUGAAAAUAGGAUGGAUGGAAUUAUGAUACUGAUGACAUAACUGGCUUGAAGGGCUAAAUAACUAUUCCAUUUCCUCAGAGAAAGGAAGCUUAUCAACAUUUUCAUUGUUUUACUGAAAAUAUGUUGCAAAAAUGGAACUUUGUCAAAUGGUGUAACCAAGAGAUCUGUACCUAUUAAGAGUUCCUAAAAACACACAUGGAAAAUAAUUUGUUUCAUCAUGGGUGGAAGGGCCUGUUCCUGUGCUGUACUGUUCUAAGUACUUUGUCCACUUAACCCUAAAGUAUAAGUAUGCUGAUUAAUCACCUAUUUGUUGAUCAUAGUAAAUAAUAUUUCUAAAUGCAUUAAAAGGUGUCAAAUAAUUUGAUCUUCCCUUGUAGACUACUAAAGGGUUUGACCAUUUUCAUUUAGUGUUUGAUUCAGAUCAGCAGUGUAUAAUUUUUAUUUACGAAUCACUAUUAUUAUAACCUGAGGAAGAUUAUGUAGUCAAGGUAGAUUGGCAGCAAAUGCACUCGAGGGUUACUACUCAAGUUAUUAAGAUGCUAUAAGCACCUUUGCAAGGCUGCUAUGAAUCUAUAAUUGGAUAUGAGUUAGAAGAUGUAUUUGUCAUAAUAGUUACUUAGUAGUUAAACAGUAUCAAUUAUGCUUAUUGACCUCCUGUCAUGUUUGGUUUCCAACCUAGAUCCACUGCAGUAUGAAACACUGCACUUUCAGAUAGUCGAUGACCAUUAAGGUUUUGCAACAAAUAAAGAUCACAUUGUUCUGCAUAGAAGGUCCAGUUGCAACUGAUACAGCAGACUCCAAUUUCUAUAAUCUCUUAAUUACACAUUCACAUAUGAAUGAUGUAAUAUUCACUCAUUUGAUUAUUUUCAGAAUCACAUAAUCCCUCCAUUUUUCUAUGAUUCAGCUGGUCCCUAGCACCCAAAGUAAUUGUUCCCAGCUGUGACAAUCAUCUCUGUCAUCUUUACUGCAACAAAAAAAGCAGUGAUUAAAAGAAUCAACGAAAGACCCUUUAUUGCUGCAAGCUAAGCUUUUGUUCCUCUGCCAUGUCAGAGACUAAACAGCAGAAAAUUAAUAUGGCUUUUAACAGUUGGGUAAACAAAAUUCAGUAUGCAAGGGAUUAUGCACAUUAUUCUAGAUAACCAUUCUUACAUCCAAUUUAAAAACAUAUUUCAGCACUCAUGCCCUGAAUACUAUUCAGAAAUAAGCAGUUAUAAGGAUAACUGCUGAUAUUUUCCAGUUU
Pristis pectinata (smalltooth sawfish) is the source of this 4950-nucleotide messenger RNA. RefSeq names its product FA complementation group C (gene fancc). The record is from RefSeq and is a predicted model, not a curated record. Gene Ontology annotation, biological process: cellular response to oxidative stress; interstrand cross-link repair; nucleotide-excision repair. Bases 202 to 1887 code for a protein of 561 amino acids. The transcript has 16 exons. Lineage: Eukaryota; Metazoa; Chordata; Chondrichthyes; Rhinopristiformes; Pristidae. Gene Ontology annotation, cellular component: Fanconi anaemia nuclear complex.